AUGCCUCCGACCCGUAAUACACAACCAAGGCGUCCAGACCACAAAUUUACCAGUGCAGCGGAUGUUAGGCGGAGUCUCGGGGCACAAGAAGAGUCUAGUCUAAUUGACGCUCUGACAACCCUACGCAAUCAAUUCACCGUCAAGCCCGACGAACCUUCUGUCUCUGUGUCUGAUGAGCGACUGCUGCUGAUCAAGGCCUGGUUGGAGAAGUCGCCUGGAGCCCAGGAUGUCUUCAAUAUAUGGGACACGGCAAAUCCACGUCAGAUGAAUCUGCUGUCGCUCGUCGUCAGCGUUCUGUCGUCUAUGCUAACUCUCCUUUCAGCCCACUAUUUGUAUCAACCCCUGGCACAACCUAUCGUCAAAUCGCUGGUCUCUCAGCAGUAUUCACAUAGACUGAACACGUAUCUGGGCGGGUCGCACAACGACUUGGUACUCGUCACCAUGAAGCUCUUCAACAGCCUCUCAAACUUCGCCAGUGGGAGGGAGAGAAAGGCCACAUUCGAGGUUUUCGCAUGGGAGACAAAGACCCUCCCUAGGCUGCUCCACAUGAGGCGUAAAGGCAAGUCUGACGACCACCUUGACAUUUUGUCACGUCCAGAUGGUACAACAUCGAGCGCCGUCAAGACCGCUUUCUUGGAACAGCGUCGCGAUAUUUUUGUCCUUCUGUUCAAAGGCCUAUGGCAAGACCAGUACUCACUCGUCCGCAAAGUCUUGGAGGUCUGUUGGACAGGAUUAUGGUCAGACCAGAAAGUGAGAAGAACGCUGAAGGUUGGCCUGUUCAAUGAGACGGUCCUCUCGCAGGUCAUGAGGGUGUACGAACGCGACGUUGCGGAAGACAGUGAUCUGGAGCAUAUUCCGGCCGACGUCGUUCAUCACUAUAUGCUGGCCAUUUGCACGCGCCCUGGCGUCGGAGUUUGCUUCAAGGACAGAGGAUGGUACCCGCGCGAGUUGGACCAGGAAGAAAAAGUACCAGAUAACACCCCUGAGUCUCCAGAAGAGGGGAGCAGUCGACGAAUUGGCAGAAUAUACAACAAGAUUCUUGCAAAUGUGCUGAAGAUGCUCAAGGUGAAUGAAGAUCCGCGCCAACAAGAGCUCGCGCUCAAGAUAUUGGCGGCUUGUCCAGAGCUCGUCGCUGGCUACUGGUCAUCGGCCGCACUGGCCCUCGAACCCCGCAACUCGUCCAAAUGGCUCGCCAACAUUGCGUUCUUUGGCACGGUCGUGUCAUUGCCCGUGCCGCAUUCCAGCUUCGUGCUGUCGGAGGCCUCUGGGAAGGCCGUGUACAACCCUGCCCCCCCGCCGUUGACCACCAUCGUAGAGAAUACCAUGCCAUCCGCACACAUUAAGGCGCACCUGUCACGGGGGCUGCAAGCCACGUCCUCCCUAGUACAACAUAGCACUGCACUCACUCUUGUAAAGUGCCUCAGGAAGUAUGAUGCAGUCCUACGCGCCCUUGAUGAAGUCGAGAACGCACUGGAGGAGGAUGAAGAGGGACAAUGGCACCGGCGUCGGAGUGAGCUCGAGCGGGAGAUCAGGAAGAGAGUCCCGGAGUUUCAGGUUGUCGUCGCUUUCGCACAGAAGCUCGCGGAUCUCAGCGCCGUGCAGGACAGUAUACAAUCUGUCCCCUAUAAUCCUGCCAAAUACGCCUUGCUCUCGGAGAUUGCGCAGAGGCUGCUGUGGUUGUACCAACGGUCUCUACCUUCGUUGGCCGCGGAGGCGCGCUUUGAUAUUGGGAAGCUGCUGUCCGUGCUUGAAGGAAGCCUUGAGGCGAGGGAGUCAACGUCUGAAGUCAACGCUUCAAACUCGGGUAUGGAUGUCCUUCGCAAGCUUCACGUACUCAGGCUUUUGAGUGAAAGCGACCAGUUCAACUGGUCCGGGAAGACAGGGACAUCACGCAGUAACCUCAACGUCCUCUUGCGCGGAUACGUCGCGACGACAAACAGGGAUAUACGAGCCGCGAUCACGCACCUUCUCCACCGUGCACUGUCUGCCAGUCUACUCUUUCAGCACGACCCUGAGGAAGUGGCCCUCUGGCUGGAAGCGCUCCCGGUCAUGACUCGCUGUCCCGACACUAGGACCCCCGAUGGCGUUCUGUUGACCAGCGAGCCAGACGCCGUCAUCUCAUUCGUGGACGAUUGCGCACAGCGUUGUUUCAAGACGCCGUACCGCUACCUGGAGAACUUAGAAGAGUUGUUCAGGAGUGCCGACAACGCUGCAGAAGGUGUCACUUUGGUCGCGGGUCAGUCCGAUCGGCAUCCCAGCCCGCUGCUUAUGACUAUACUCGAACAAUUUGAGGCCAAGGUGAAGGGCCAGCUAUUAUCUGCGUCAGACACGUUGGCUAUCGUGACGUUUAUCCGCAAACUCUGCUUGAAAUUGCUUAGCAAGAUGGACCAUGCUGGACCGCUAAGGGCGGUAGCAACAAGACUUAAUAACAUAAUCAUGGGGCAUCCGCAUGCCGACACCUCUUUGAUCCUGUCCGCGAUUCAACGAGAACUAGACUACCUGAAUUCGAUCCUCCUGCGUGUUGUGCGUCCGCGGUUGACGCCUAAUACCGAUCGCGAUGAACAUGUUGAGUCCUUCCUCGAAAUGGUGGAGAUCCAGGGUGAGACCACACUGCUGCCUCAAGGAUGGCAACAGUCCGCAUAUGAUCUCAUCGACUGGUACCGUGUCAUCAACCAUUCGAUGAAUAUCCAGCAAGCCAGUCGUCUAUGUCUCAUUAUCGAACAGCGGUCUAAAAAAAGCUUGCGUGAAUUCCUAAAAUACCUCAGGGCAGGUGAACUUCGAGUGUGGGAUUGCAUAGAUUUGGUGCGUCGCUAUGCAGAGUUGAAAGAUUGUCUGUCCUUCGACGUAUUAUUGUUUCACUCUGAUCUUGAUACCCUGGCCAAUGCUGGGAGACGCGAGAUCCUGGUACAAAGUCUUUUCAAAGAUGCGACUAGUCUGCGUGAUAUCGGAAGAGCUAUAACGCUCGUUCAUCAUGCCCUUUUGUCUUGUUGCCAAAAUGACGCUGCUGCUCCGCGCUUCCUGGUCGUUUUAUCAGACAUUGUCUCAACAGCUCAAAGCAGGCUAAAUGCCAAGGAGUUCUCUCUCCUGCACGUAGGGAAGGAUGAGCAACGAUUGAUCAGGGACUUCGGAGCUCGUUGGACAGUCAUGAUCAAGGAGAAUUUAUCUGUGUUGUCGUCUGAUGAAAAAGCGACAUGUGCCUUAUGGAUCAAGUACAUGGCAUUCGAAGACUUGCUCGUAUUAUUGGAUUGCACAUUGGAUCCGUCCGAACCUUCCUGCCGUCUCGACAGCGAGUUGCUUCAGGAACUACUUCAAGGGCUGUCGUACUUCGCAGGUGCAAACUCGUAUGUUAUGCAGCGAUACGCAGGCGCGCUUUGGCGCUUGCGUUCUCAGCUUUCACGGCCCCACACGCUUGACUCUAUUCUAGCCCAAGUGUUAUCUGGCAGCCUUCCCCUCGGGCUUGGCGGAUUCUUAUCCUCGUCUCCGGACGAAAGCAUGCUCUCUGACAUCAUCUUACAUGCUCAAAGACAUUGGGUGCAGCACGGACGAUUGUUUGAAUCCACCAUCGAUGUCGCUGAUAUUCUGUCCACGACGGAUUGGUCAGACAGCACAGUGGACGUCCUGCUCGGCCUUUUAUACACAGAAUCAGCUACCGAAGCUUCGAUCUUAUCCUGGCUGAAGGCCAGUCCCACUGCACCCUGCACAACAGACCAACUUGCUCGUAUUCUGCUUGCUUUACUAGAUUCACAACGCUUCAACGAGUUAACAUUGCAGGAAGACCUACAAUCCAUAGUCCCACACUUCGACCGACUCCUUAAAGCUGUUAUGUCGGGCAAGUAUUCCAUCGAUGCAGAAGCCGUUGAUACCUACACCACCUGCGUGUCUAAAAUGUUGCGACAGCUGACUUCGAUUAGGCCGAAGCUGCUUAUCAAUCUGCAGCGGAGAUGCGAAGCAUUGCAAGCAGACUAUAUGUCCUCGCACAUGAUACGGAUUGCGAAGUUCGUACAAUCCACGAUGGAUGUCGAGGGUGCCAAAGUCGUGGAGGCAAUAGUUGACCGGGGCCUCAAAUGGAUAGCUCAGCUGUACUCGGGAACUGACAACGAAGCAAGUACGCAGACCAAUGUUGGCCUCGUUGAGGACUUCUCCCGCCCAUCAAGCGCAGAGUCCGUUGCGCAUGUUCUUCAUACGGCCUUCCACCUUCACCCGAGCAACGCCUGCCAACCUACUCACAUAGAACCCUUGCUUCGCCUAUACGGGGGCACCGCAUCUGUUUCUGAUCGACGGCUGCUCGACAUUUUCCAAUUGUUCGAGGUCACCCGCAAGACCUCAAUUGCCUCUCUAUUCCAUCGAUGGUCCGCAUCCCGUGACUCCCGCGCUGGAAGUACUCUUGAGGCUGUGCAAAAUCUAGAUCCCAAUCUCUGCCUGAAAACAUGCCUCUCAUUCCCUGACUGGCGCCGUGCUACCAUCGACUCAGAUGACGAGAACUCAGUGCUCCAUGGUAGUUCCAUGUACGACCCGCUUUUCCUGAUUCUUCUCUUCGCACAAUUACUACAAGAGGGCACACCAACGACAGCCAGUGGCUGGGUCCAGCUCUUCAGAACAAACAUUGCGAGCGUCCUUAUUAGAGCGGUUUCUGCACAAGACGACUUUAUCCGGGCGACUAGUAUCGCCCAGUUGGCUGCGCUCCACAAAUGUCUACAAGAAGCAGACAUGCAAGAGCAGCAGCAUGUAAUCUACGUGCUGAAUUUGCUCAAAGAUGCUAUACCCAAAUCCGAGGAUGAUUCUCCGCCACGUCUUCCAGUAUAUACGACCCUCCUAUUGGCUCACGCUUUGCGCGGUAUCUUCUAUCCCGCCAAUUUCAUCUAUCCGAUCACCGCAAGAUUCCUCCUACAACGCUCGGAAUUGGAUACAGGCGAUGUACCCAUGUUGUUUGGGAUGUUGUACAGCUCGUCUGAACAGUGGAAAAAGGAGAGGGGUUGGAUAGUGCGAUUUCUGUCCGAUGGUAUGGUCAGCUCGGCAGAAUGGAACGUGUUGAAAAGGCGGCAUACCUGGGACUUGUUGGCUAGCCUGUUCCAGAGUGAAGAAAAAGAUAAGGCCCUCCGGCGUGGCGUUCUCGAGAUCCGCCUACCGGCCGAGGAAGAAGCGUUAGCUUGGAUACGCAUCGUCGAGAACAUCUUAGCCGUGUUGGAUUCUGCAAAGAUAGAGCAAUCCACACACGAUGUAUCUCAAGGGUACUCUACAGCCCAACUUGCACAGACGGCGUAUUCUGCGAAGCUGUCCCAGUAG
Messenger RNA from Postia placenta MAD-698-R-SB12, 5283 nucleotides. RefSeq lists its product as hypothetical. Lineage: Eukaryota; Fungi; Basidiomycota; Agaricomycetes; Polyporales; Adustoporiaceae. Bases 1 to 5283 code for a protein of 1760 amino acids. Gene Ontology annotation, cellular component: nucleolus. The transcript is spliced from 17 exons. The record is from RefSeq and is a predicted model, not a curated record. Gene Ontology annotation, biological process: maturation of 5.8S rRNA from tricistronic rRNA transcript (SSU-rRNA, 5.8S rRNA, LSU-rRNA); maturation of LSU-rRNA from tricistronic rRNA transcript (SSU-rRNA, 5.8S rRNA, LSU-rRNA).